UAUGGGUAGAUUUAAAUAAUUUGAUUAGGCUCUUAAUCUUCAAAUGCUGUAAAAUAUGUACCUUCUUUUUAAGAAGCUAUAUAAUUAGAGAUAAAAUCAGGCGAUUAAAAGAUAAUUACCAGUUAACCUCAUAUAAAAGUGUUGAAAUAGAUUGAGACAAUAGAUUUUGAUGACAUUGAAGAAAAUAUAGAAAAUCAAUAGACUUUAGAAUAGAAGUAUUUAAAAUUGGAAGAUUUGGAUGCAAAGUUUAAGGAAGGGAAUAAAUCAUAUUCAGCUAUAAAUGUAUUUGAGUAUUGA
Messenger RNA from Paramecium sonneborni, 297 nucleotides. The record is from the annotation of a GenBank genome assembly. Lineage: Eukaryota; Ciliophora; Oligohymenophorea; Peniculida; Parameciidae.